This is a messenger RNA of Elephantulus edwardii (Cape elephant shrew), 2262 nucleotides long. RefSeq names its product caldesmon 1 (gene CALD1). Gene Ontology annotation, molecular function: calmodulin binding; actin binding; myosin binding. Gene Ontology annotation, cellular component: actin cytoskeleton. Bases 1 to 2262 code for a protein of 753 amino acids. Gene Ontology annotation, biological process: muscle contraction; angiogenesis; actin filament bundle assembly. The transcript is spliced from 14 exons. Lineage: Eukaryota; Metazoa; Chordata; Mammalia; Macroscelidea; Macroscelididae. The record is from RefSeq and is a predicted model, not a curated record.
AUGGAUGACUUUGAACGUCGCCGAGAACUCAGGAGGCAGAAGCGGGAAGAGAUGCGGCUGGAAGCCGAGAGGAUAGCCUACCAGCGGAAUGACGAUGAUGAGGAAGAGGCUGCCCGAGAAAGGCGCCGCCGAGCCCGGCAGGAGAGGCUGCGGCAGAAGCAAGAGGAAGAAUCCCUGGGACAGGUGACCGAGCAGGUGGAGGUGAACGCCCAGAACAGCGUGACUGCCGAGGAGACCAAGAGCACCCCAAGCACUCAAGGGGAGGAUGAUGAAGAAGCUGCCCUCCUGGAGCGCCUGGCUCGUCGGGAGGAAAGACGCCAGAAACGCCUCCAGGAAGCUCUGGAGCGCCAGAAGGAGUUUGACCCGACCAUAGCAGAUACAGGGUUACCGUUACCAAGCAGCAGAGUGGAAAACAACACGGCAGAGAACGAGACCGAAGAGAAAAAUGAGAGGCGCCAAGAAAGAUACGACGUAGAAGAAACAGAGAUCAUCACCAAGUCCUUCCAGAAGAACGACUGGAGAGACGCCGAAGAGAAGAAAGAAGAAAAGGGAAAGGAAGACGAGGAAGAAGAGAAGCCAAGGAGCACUGAAGAAAAUCAGGUAGAGGUUAUGGUGGAGGAUAAAGUUACAGAUACCCAACAGGAAACAGUGGUAACAGCUCUGAAAAAUGGGCAGCUCGAUGCAGAAAUCGAGGAGGGGAGGGACCAAGCUUCAGAGGAGAUUGCCCUUCAGGAAAAGAUAGAAAAGGAAGAAAGAGAAAAGGCUGAAGCAGAAAGGCUAAGGUUGGAGGCAGAAGAAAGAGAAAGACUCAAGGCUGAGCAAGACAGAAAGAUAGCAGAGGAAAAAGCCAGGCUAGAGGCAGAAGAGAAAGCUGCCCGAGAGAGAGAACAGAGGGAGGCAGAGGAGCGGGCAAGGACGCGGGAAGAAGAGAAGAGAGCAGAGGAGAGGCGGAGGGCACAGGUCGAGGAGGAGGAGCGGGCCAGGCUAGAGCAGGAAAAAAACCUUAAAAAGCAGCUAGAGGAGAAAAAAAAGGAACCACAAGAGAAAAAGGUGGAAGGCAAAGGGGUAAAUGAGAAGAAGGCGCAAGAAGACAAAGCUCAGCCAGCCGUCCCAAAGAAACAGGGAGAAGAAAAAGGGAUUAAAGUGCAAGUUAACAGAGAAAAGUCCCAAGAAGACAAACCUACCUUCAAAAAAGAAGAGGUCAAUGAUGAGAAGAUUAAAAAGGACAGAGAAGCCAAAGAAGAAGUGAAGGGCAUCUUGGAUCGGAAGAAGGGAUUCACAGAAGUCAAGACACAGAAUGGAGAAUUCAUGACCCACAAACUUAAGCACACAGAGAACACAUUCAGCCGCAGCGGAGGCCGGCCGGGCGCAGAGGCCAAGGAGGCCGAGGCGGCCUCGCAGGUGGAGGCGGGCAGGCGCCUGGAGGAGCUGCGGCGUCGGCGCGGGGAGACGGAGAGCGAGGAGUUCGAGAAGCUCAAGCAGAAGCAGCAGGAGGCGGCCCAGGAGCUGGAGGAGCUGAAGAAGAAGAGGGAGGAGCGGAGGAAGGUCCUGGAGGAGGAAGAGCAGAAGAAGAAGCAGGAGGAGGCGGAGCGCAAAGUGCGCGAGGAGGAAGAGAAGAGGAGGCUAAAGGAAGAGAUUGAAAGGCGGCGAGCAGAGGCUGCUGAGAAACGCCAGAAGAUGCCAGAAGACGGCUUAUCCGAUGACAAGAAACCAUUCAAGUGUUUCACUCCCAAAGGUUCAUCUCUCAAGAUAGAAGAGCGAGCAGAAUUUUUGAACAAAUCUGUGCAGAAAAGUGGCGUCAAAUCAACUCAUCAAGCUGCAGUCGUCUCCAAGAUUGACAGCCGCCUGGAGCAGUACACCAGUGCAAUUGAGGGAACAAAGUCGGCCAGGCCUGUGAAGCCAGCCGCCUCGGACCUCCCGGUGCCUGCUGAGGGCGUGCGUAACAUCAAGAGCAUGUGGGAGAAGGGGAAUGUCUUCUCCUCCCCUGCUGCAUCAGGGACCCCGAACAAGGAAACGGCCGGCCUGAAGGUGGGGGUCUCCAGCCGCAUCAAUGAAUGGUUAACCAAAACCCCGGAUGGGAACAAGUCUCCUGCCCCCAAACCGUCGGACUUGAGGCCAGGCGAUGUAUCCGGUAAGAGGAACCUCUGGGAGAAGCAGUCUGUGGACAAGGUCACCUCUCCCACCAAGCCAACAGACACAGGUUUGAGGCCGUUCCAGAUGGAACCCGAAUUGGCACUCAAGAUGCUGGGCCAGUGUGGCUGA